Messenger RNA from Papaver somniferum (opium poppy), 3458 nucleotides. RefSeq names its product receptor-like protein kinase HSL1. Lineage: Eukaryota; Viridiplantae; Streptophyta; Magnoliopsida; Ranunculales; Papaveraceae. Gene Ontology annotation, molecular function: receptor serine/threonine kinase binding; protein kinase activity; ATP binding. The coding region runs from base 151 to 3129 and encodes 992 amino acids. The transcript has 2 exons. The record is from RefSeq and is a predicted model, not a curated record. Gene Ontology annotation, biological process: protein phosphorylation.
UUGAAACACACUAAAAUUGCUGUUCUACUACUUGCUCACGCUUUAUCAUACUGUAUAUAUUCAACUGUCGUCUCUUUCUCUGUAUGAAACUGGUUUUCGUUCUCUCUCACUCCACUCCACAGAGUUUGAACUGAAACUCUGAACUGAAAAAUGUUUUACUACUCGCUUCUUUUCCUUGUUCUUGUCUCACCAUUUUCUCUGAUUCUUUCUGUAAACCAAGAAGGUCUUUAUCUGCAACAAGUGAGACUCGGUCUUGAUGAUCCUGACGGCAUUAUCUCCAACUGGGACGAAAAUGAUGAUAAUCCAUGUAACUGGAAAGGUAUUACAUGUGAUCCAGCAACUCUUUCAGUGAACUCAGUUGAUUUAUCCAACGCCAAUCUUGCUGGUAAUUUCCCUACACCUGUUUGUAACCUUCAAAAUCUUACGUUUCUUUCUCUCUUCAACAACUCCAUUAAUUCAUCACUAUCCCUUGAAAUAUCCGAGUGUCAAAAUCUCCAACACUUAAAUCUCGCAGAAAACCUUUUUGUUGGUUCAUUACCCUGCACCCUCACCGAUAUCUCUACUCUCCGGCACCUUGACUUAGCCGGGAACAAUUUUACCGGUGAAAUUCCCUCGAGUUUUGGAAAAUUCAGCCAACUCGAAGUUUUAUCGUUAGUUGACAAUCUUCUCGAUGGAACCAUUCCUUCUUUUCUUGGUAACAUUUCUACUCUGAAGCAACUUAAUCUUUCUUAUAACCCGUUUUCUCCGAGUCAACUCUCUCCCGAACUCGGUAAUUUGAAAAAUCUUGAGAUUCUCUGGUUAACUAGCUGUAAUCUAGUGGGUCAGAUUCCGGAUUCACUGGGGAAACUUGGAAAUCUGAUUGAUUUAGAUUUGGCGGUAAAUAAUUUGAAUGGUCCGAUUCCAAAAUCAAUAACCGAGUUAACAAAUGUUGUUCAAAUUGAGCUUUAUAAUAACUCACUAACUGGAGAAAUUCCCGUUGGUUUCUCGAAGAUUAAGUCGUUAAAACGAUUUGAUGCAUCAGCAAACGAGUUAGAAGGAAGGAUUCCUGAUGAUCUGUGUGAGUUACAUCUUGAAUCGCUGAAUUUAUAUGAGAAUCAGUUGGAGGGAAAUCUUCCUGGAACGAUAACUCAAUCACCAAAUCUUAAUGAGUUGAGAUUAUUUAAUAAUAAACUCACUGGAAAACUUCCCCAAGACUUGGGAAAGAACGCUCCUUUGAAAUAUGUUGAUGUCUCCGGAAAUCAAUUUUCCGGAGAAAUUCCAGCUGGUUUAUGUGAAAAUGGCGUAUUGGAAGAGAUUCUUUUCAUCAACAAUUCAUUUUCUGGAAAAAUUCCGGAACGUCUUGGAAAAUGUUUGAGUUUAACUAGAGUGAGAAUGAGAGAUAAUUCUCUAUCUGGUGAUAUUCCUUCAGCAUUCUGGGGACUUCCGAAUGUAAAUUUAAUGGAAUUAAUGGGGAAUUCUUUCUCGGGUUUGAUUUCAAAUACUAUCUCUGGAGCUUCUAGUCUUUCAAUUCUGUUAAUAUCCAGAAAUCAGUUCAGUGGAGUUAUACCUGAUGAGAUUGGUGCGUUACAGAACCUGGUUGAAUUCUCAGGGAGUGAUAAUUUACUUACAGGGUCUUUGCCAAAAGCAUUGGUUAAUUUAUCGAAGUUAGGAAGACUUGAUCUUCAUGGUAAUCAACUUUCUGGUGAAAUUCCUUCUGGUAUUCGUUCAUGGAAGAAUCUCAAUGAGUUGAACCUAGCAAGCAAUGGGUUUUCAGGUAAUAUUCCAACUGAACUAGGUAGUUUACCUGUUCUUAAUUACCUUGAUUUAUCAGAUAAUCAUUUCUCAGGAAGUAUUCCACUUGAAUUACAAAAUUUGAAACUCAAUGAAUUCAAUUUGUCUAAUAAUAGACUUACUGGUGAACUACCUCCUUCAUUUGCUUUACAAAUGUAUAGGACUAGUUUCUUAGGUAAUCCGGGUUUGUGUGGAGAUCUUUCGGGUCUUUGUCCAACAGGAGUAGAAGCGAAGAAAAUCGGGUUUGCUUGGUUGCUUAGAUCAAUCUUUAUACUUGCUUUUAUUAUAUUUGUUGUUGGAGUUUUUUGGUUCUACUAUAAAUAUAGAGAUUUCAAGAAAGCAAAGACAGGGAUUGAGAAAACAAAAUGGACUUUAACUUCAUUUCACAAAUUGGGUUUUAGUGAAUAUGAGAUUUUGGAUUGUCUUGACGAAGACAAUGUGAUUGGAAGCGGAGCUUCUGGGAAAGUUUAUAAAGCUGUUCUUAGCAAUGGAGAAAUAGUAGCUGUUAAGAAACUUUGGGGAGAACUGAAUAGAGAAUCAUCUGAACUGGAGGAUGUUGAGAAAGGUUGGAUACCUGAUGACGGAUUCGAAGCUGAAGUUGAAACCUUGGGAAAGAUUAGGCAUAAAAACAUUGUGCGGUUAUGGUGUUGUUGUGCUGCCAAGGAUUCUAAACUUUUGGUUUACGAGUAUAUGCCUAAUGGAAGUUUAGGGGAUUUGUUGCAUAGUAAUAAGGGAGGAUUGCUAGAUUGGUCGACUAGGUAUAAAAUAGCGGUGGAUGCAGCUGAAGGACUUUCUUAUCUGCAUCAUGACUGUGUUCCUCCGAUAGUUCACCGAGACGUGAAAUCAAAUAAUAUAUUGUUAGAUGGAGAGCUUCGUGCAAGGGUUUCUGAUUUCGGUGUUGCUAAGACAGUUGAUGCAAUUGGAAAAGGGAACGAACCCAUGUCCAUCAUAGCCGGCUCUUGUGGUUACAUCGCUCCUGAGUAUGCUUACACUCUUCGAGUAAACGAAAAGAGCGAUAUAUACAGCUUUGGGGUCGUGAUUCUAGAGCUAGUAACAGGGAGACUACCUAAUGAUCCAGAGUUUGGUGAAAAAGAUUUGGUGAAAUGGGUAUAUUCCACUGUGGAUAAGAAAGGUGUUGACCACGUGAUCGACUCAAAACUUGAUUCCUGUUUUAAAGAGGAGAUAAGUAUGGUUCUUAACAUAGGUAUCAUUUGUACUAGUCCUCUCCCCAUUAACCGCCCUUCGAUGCGAAGAGUUGUCACCAUGCUGCAAGAAGUUGGGAUAGAACACAGAGUCGUUGCUGAGAAUAAAGACGGGAAAACAUCCCCAUAUUAUUACGAAGAAGAAGCUUCAGCUUAAUGAGCUUUCGAUCAAAGAAAAUAUAUAGAAAGAUCUUGGAAUAGAGUAAAAUGUCCCUUUACUAUUAUUCAAGUGUUCUAAUCCAGGUGAUUGAUCAUUAAUCUCUCCUCCCACUCCCGGUGUUUGUCUCGAAAUGGAGAAAGUGAAGGAGGGCGGAAGUAAGUUUGAGAUACUGUAGUAAUUAGAGAGCUUUUCCGUCAGCUAAUUAAUGGCAUUUGAAUAUUAGUCUACAGUGUAAGAAUGUACCUGCAUUAAUGAGUCUUCUUUGAUUAAAAUCAGUAGGAAUGAUUAGUUAUUAUUAAGAUUUAUGCGGAUUUUCUCAUUACAUC